AUGGCUUCCAACACCAUCUCUCAGCUCCCCACGGCAGAGCAACGAGAGAACAUCACCGCCCGCUUGGAAGACCUCGUCACAGCCAUCGAGUCUCAUUCUCAAUGGACUCCCCCCAAUGUUGACCGUGGUCUCUUCCAUGUCUGGGACUUUGUCAAGAGAUCUCACUAUAUCAUGACCGAGCUUGACAACAUUGCUGCUGGUCGAAAAGUCCAGCAUCCUGAACAAAUCCCCAAGAACGAAGGUGAGUGUACCUGGGCUGCUUACACUAUCUUCUUUGUAACAGUCGCUUCUGGCUCUGAAGCUGCCCUCGCUUCCUACACCGACGUUUGCACACGUACCAUCACAAUCAACGAGAUGAUUCAAAAUCCUCGUAUGCUCGUCAUGCUCGGCCUCUCCAACGUCGACUUUGGCUCCGCUAUCCAAGAAAAAUCAGCAGCCGUCAAGGAGGCGAUCAAGAGCACAAACUAG
Molecule: messenger RNA, 468 nt
Organism: Fusarium tjaetaba
Lineage: Eukaryota; Fungi; Ascomycota; Sordariomycetes; Hypocreales; Nectriaceae
Exons: 2
Coding region: 1-468 (155 amino acids)
Source: RefSeq, a predicted model, not a curated record